AUGGGCCCCGCUCUCAACGCCCUCACCCCAAAGGGCGCGCACUACCAUGCCAGCCUCGGCGCAGCCCUCGUCCGCGGCGCCUGGGCAGACGCCAACCCGGGCACAACACCGAACGGCUCCCCUCUGUCCUGGAACGAGCUCAUCCAUACCGAACUUGUGCAUGCUGUCCGGAACGUGUCGCUGUCGUACCUCUCGAGCUCGUUUGUGAUCCCGUAUGCGCCGGAAGAGCGCCUUCAAUUGCAGUCGCAGGAGACGGCGGUUGUUCCCAGCGGUGGCGUGUCUGGCGGCGGCGUGUCAGGAGCGGGCUCGUCUUCCUCUUACGUCCAUGUGCAAUCUAAGCCAUCCGCACACCUUUCCGACGGCGAUCUCGACGGGCCCGACGGCGCGGGACCAGACGCCUGGGCGACGCACGGCGUGUGGGGCUGGGUCGUCGAUCAGCAGCAUGCUCCCGAUGUCCGGCAAGCACUCAAGGUGCUCGAGGCGCAGCGCAGCACCGCGCCGGGCAAGGACCAGCCGUCCGUCGCGCUGACGACGGCGUACGCGCUCGUGGCGCUGGGUGAUUUUGACGGGGCGCUCAACAUCCUCGAUUCCUUUGCAUGGGACAGCAAGCCGGACUUUGGAGUUGUCGACGGCGACGCGGCCGUCACGGAGAGGAUUCGUGCGCGCGUUCUGCAGGGCAUGUGCUACGAGAUGGGCUCGCGGCCGGACACAAACCGCGCCAUGCAGCUGUACCUCGACGCUGUCGCCAUGACGGAGAGCCUGAGUGUGUCGCCGCUCGUGAUGCCGACAUACCUCGUUGCGAGCGGGAACGCCCCGAAACCGGCGAUCCCGAACUUUGAGUCGCAGCGCGAGAUCCUCCGCUGGGUCUCGCUCGCCCUCACGCGCUCCGCUGCCAUGUGCGCGCACACGGGCAACAAUGCGCUCACCCUGCGCAUUCUUCGAACGUACCACGCGCUGUCGAUCAACUGGGCGCCCAACUUCCGCGCACGCCAGCGACAGCGCAUGCUCGACCUUUACGUGACGGCACUCGAGACGAGUUAUCCCAGCUCUGGCGAGCAGGCGCCCGAGCCUUACAUGCUGGCCGGGAGCACGCCGCCGCGGACAGCGCGCGUCAUGUGGCGCGGCGAGGUGUCCGAGGCGCUGCGGUGCGGCCAGCGGCUGCUGAGCGAGACGACGUCCUUCCCCCGUGCGGGAGAGUACAACUCUGCCGUGGUCAGCUUUGCGAACCGCGCAGCGCAGUUCCCGGCACUCUCGCAGGCGCUUGCGCGCGACGCAGUCAACGUUCUCUGGUGGGCGACGUCGCUCACGUACCAAUCGCAGAGCGUGCUGCGCAACCUUGGCCGUUUGCUGGAAGUCACCGGCGAGUUGAAGGAGGCGCGGCGCGUGUUCGAGCUCUACGUCCAGCUCGUGCUCAAGGCGCGCGAGACCGAGGAUCCCGACAACCCCCUCACUUUGCAGCGGCACCCGACCGAGACGGACGAGGAAGUCACGAAGGAGGUAAAGGCGCUCGAGUCCGAGUCCUCCCACGACGAGUUCCAGGACGCCAAGGAGGACCUGAACGGCGUGGUCCGGAGCGAGGAGGGCGACGUCGACACGGACGACGAGAUUGUGCAGGGCCUGAAUACCGGCGCGCUCAUGCUUUUGCGGCACUUCAACGAUGCGGCUAAUGCGUGGCGGUACGCGACGCUUGCGAGCGACGUGACGAAGCGCGGCAACGUCACGCCUCUGGUCACUUCAAAGGCGGAGGAGGUCAAGGGGAUUAUCCGGCUGUGCAUGUCGAACAGCAGCGAGGCGGUCGGCACGGCGUCGCUGACGCUGAAUGAGCGUGGAAAGCGGAAGCAGCUCCAAGUUCAGGCGAUCAACCACCUCAAGGCGGCGACCAUGCUGGACCCGAACAGCGUGUCGGCGUACUACCACCUGGCGUACGCGUACACGCAAUCUAGACAGAUCGACGAUGCCCUGCAAGCCGUGCGACACGCACUCGAGCUGGACAGCAACGCCGUGCGGUGCUGGCACCUCCUUGCGCUGCUCAUGACAGCAACGGGUGACUGGCAGGCGGCGCGCAAGGCGGCCGAGACGGGCGCGUCGCUCUGGGAGACGGACGACGAGACGGCCCUCGCCGACGAGGGCGACACGGCCUACGACGGGCAGCCCACCAAGGCGCAGCACGCCCUGCUCAUGCCGAACGGCGACCUGACGCCGACGCCGGCGAUUCCCGACGCGCGGCCAGGCAAGGACGAGCGCCUCAGUGCCAUUCUGCAGUUACGCAUGACGCUGAACACGAUUGUGGAGAAGCUCGACGGCCCCGACGCGGCGCUGGUCAGGCAGCAGGAGCUGUUCAAGUUCUUCUCGUCGCGGACUGAGCCGCUGCGUCCCGCGUCUCAGGCAUCGCCCGGUGUGGGUCUUGGGCCGGCGCUGAGCAUUUCAGGCGGUACGAUCAGUUCCCGCACCGGUGACCGGCCGACCUCGAUGGACCUCGGGGGCAGCUACGUCCUGACGCCGCCUAAUGACGUGCAGAUCUCCCCGCCCUCGCCGCAACUCCAGCCCUCGACCCCCGGCACUCCUAACAGCAGUGCGGCAGAGAGCGUGGGCGUGUCAGACGAGGACAGGCGCGCGCACAAGCGCUCCCUCCUCCCGAAACACCUCCACGUGCCCUCCGUGGCUAGGGGCCACGGCAAACUCGGCAAGGGCACGCCGCACUCGUCCCCAGACAGCGCACUGGGGGAGCGGAACGCGUCGGCCUCGUCGCUGUCCAUCGCGCCGACAGCGAUCCACUCGCACUAUCACUACAGGCAGGCGCGGGCCGCGCCGCCACCCCCGCCCCCGCUGCAGCGGAGCGGGCGCACGCCGGCCGAAGAGCGCAUGCUGGCCGAUUUGUGGCUGCAGAGUGCGGCGACGUUCAGAAGGAGUGGAAAGCUGGAACAGUGCCUCGUCGCGGUCGAGGAGGCCGAGGCGGGCGACCCGGCCAACCCUGCGAUCUGGGUGCAAUUGGGCGCGCUGCAGGAGGCGGAGCGGCGCCAGAACAAUGCCCUCUCCGCGAGCGCAGCGAGCCCCCCCACCGCCCUCUCGCUCGCCCCGUCCUCGCCCACCUCGCCAUCCUCCCCGACCUCAAUCCCCCUGCAGAGCAACGGCAACGCGAAUCCCGCCGCGACAGGCGUGAAGGACGGCCCCCUAUCCUCCUAUACCAAGGCGCUCCUCCUGCGGCCCGACUAUCCCGCCGCGCUGGUGUGUAUUGCGCGCCUACACGCCAACGCGGGAGACUACGACAAUGCAAACAGUCUCCUGAACCAGCUCGUCCAGGACCAGGGGUGGGACUGUGCCGAGGCGUGGUAUCUGCUCGGCUCGGUUGCUGAGCGGCAGGGACGCAGGGAGAAGGCGCGGGAGUAUCUGAAGCGCGCGCUCGAGUUGCAGCAGAGCCGGAGUUGUCGGCCGCUCAAUGAGGCGUUGGGGGUUUGGUAG
Molecule: messenger RNA, 3459 nt
Organism: Trichosporon asahii var. asahii CBS 2479
Lineage: Eukaryota; Fungi; Basidiomycota; Tremellomycetes; Trichosporonales; Trichosporonaceae
Exons: 2
Coding region: 1-3459 (1152 amino acids)
Molecular function (GO): protein binding
Source: RefSeq, a predicted model, not a curated record